AUGUUAAUCCAGUGCCUUACUUCUCCUGAAGGUUCCUGCGAAAAACACGCUGUAAAUGUCCCCUGCUCGGACCGGGUGUGGAUCGGACCUUCAGUGCUCAAUGGAGAUCUCUCCUCCCUUACUGAUCUGUCGAUCAAGUUGCUGGACUCUGGCGCCGACUACCUCCACUUAGAUGUCAUGGAUGGUCAUUUUGUGCCCAACAUCACUUUCGGCCACCCGGUUGUUUCUUGCCUAAAACCGAAACUCCCACAGGCCACCUUCCUCGAUCUGCACAUGAUGGUUGCCGAACCGGAAAAAUGGAUUGAGGGGAUGAGGGCGGCCGGCGCUACCCAGUACACUUUUCAUUUGGAAGCAGCAUCCGACGUGAAAACAUGCAUUCGUCACAUCCGCGAGGCCGAUAUGAAGGUUGGCCUUGGCAUCAAACCAAAAACCAAAGUGGAGGAGGUCUUUCCUUACGUAGACCUUGUUGAUAUGAUUCUCGUUAUGACAGUUGAGCCGGGCUUUGGAGGUCAGUCAUUUAUGCAAGACAUGUUGCCAAAGGCAAGUGUUCAUUUUCCUCUGUCAAUUCCUUUUCCUUUUCACCGAUAUUUCACAAUUGCGGUACGCAACCUGCGUGAAAGGUAUAAAAAUCUCAACAUUGAAGUCGACGGCGGCGUCGGACCGAAAAAUAUCCGCGAAUGUCUCAAUAACGGAGCAAAUAUGAUCGUCUCGGGAAGUGCCAUUACAAAUGCCGAAGAUCCCGCCGCCGUUAUUCAAGCGAUGAGAUCAACUGUGGUUAACGCGGUUCUCUAG
This is a messenger RNA of Dibothriocephalus latus, 792 nucleotides long. NCBI's taxonomy places the organism in Eukaryota, Metazoa, Platyhelminthes, Cestoda, Diphyllobothriidea, Diphyllobothriidae. The record is from the annotation of a GenBank genome assembly.